This is a messenger RNA of Macadamia integrifolia, 390 nucleotides long. RefSeq names its product basic blue protein-like. Gene Ontology annotation, molecular function: electron transfer activity. The transcript has 2 exons. Gene Ontology annotation, cellular component: plasma membrane. Lineage: Eukaryota; Viridiplantae; Streptophyta; Magnoliopsida; Proteales; Proteaceae. The coding region runs from base 1 to 390 and encodes 129 amino acids. The record is from RefSeq and is a predicted model, not a curated record.
AUGGCCGGAAUCAUAGUUGCAGCCACCCUCUGCAUUGCCGUGCUCUGCUUUCUCGUCCAAUUCGGGGUCGUCCGAUCUCACGGAAACAUACCACAAAUUUACCACGUUGGGGAUGCCAAAGGUUGGGACCUGUAUCCCCAAGUAAUGGAUUGGCCUCGCAACAAGCAUUUCAAGGCAGGAGAUACUUUAGUGUUCAAGUACAGUAAUCCAGUGUACGGAGUGGCAAAGGUGGAUGCACUAGAGUUUAAACGGUGCCAGAAGAACAGAGGUACCGAGGAAUACAACUCUGGGAACGAUCGAUUUACUCUCCAGAAAGGCUUCAAUUACUUCAUAUCCAUCUUUCCCGAUUAUUGUGGAUACGGAAUGAGAAUCCAAGUUUAUGCACAGUGA